CAAACGGGACGGAUCGGUAUAAAUUUUAGUUGUCCCACUCAUGUCCAAUUUGAUAUUGGGACGGAACGGGUUCGGGAUAAAAAAAAUGUGUCCCAAUAUAUCGGUACGAUUACAAAACGGAACCGGGAUUUUUCAGAAUGGUCCAACAGGAACGGAUUUUAUGCCUACCCAUAAUUUCGUCUCGGGGAGAAGCGGAAACAGAGGCGGACCCUCCCGAACAAGAGGCAAUGGAUUUUGCCUUCUUUCUUCCGAUCGGCCGUGGAAUGGGGUCCUCGUCAUCGGAAUCCGCAACGUUGAAGGAAGGGAUUUGAUCGGUAGAACCGAUGGUCUCGUCGACCUCAACCUCGGCGUCGACGGUGGAUCUUUUUCGGAUCGAUCUGCCGUCGGGAUUGUAGAGUUGUUGCCACUUCGGGGAACGACUCAAAAUCCUCCAAAGAUCGAUGGGCACCUUGCCUUGGUUCCCGUCGUCUUGAUACCGGGUCGUGGCAAGCCGGAGAACAUUGGCGUCGUUCGUGCCGCUCCUCCGGGACCGGGAGCAUUCCUCAUAUCCGUUGUAAAAUCUUCAUUGAGACGGUUGGAGAUAGCCGUGGUGAAAUCUCCGGAAGCGGUGAAGGACAUCCGUGAAAUCCUUGUUGAGACGAAGGUCGGAAUCACAGCCGAGCAAUUCAAGGAGGUACUGGCGGCACUUACACCCAAUCGCGAGAUUGUGGUGGAAGAUGUGGCUGGAGGACCCGCAAGCGGGAAGGCUGGACCUGCGGGCUCUCAAGGGAAAAAGAAGAAAGUAAGGCGGUCCCAGAAAAAGAAGGCGACCAAGCCUAAUGGGAAGGCUGUGAUGACAGAUGCGCUCUCCAGACUGGACGAAGAGGACGAGUCAUCCUCCUUCGAGCGGAUGUCUGCUUUUGACCGUUUGGGAGAUCCCAAGUCAAAGAAACCCCGGACCUCUGCGUUCGAACGGUUGCAAGACACUCGGUCGGCCCGAAAAGGUGACUUGAGGGACACGCUCAAGGAGAAAAGAGGGGAGUCCACAGCGACCUCCAAGAUCGGUUGUGAGGAGCGACGGACGAUGGUCGAGGACAAAGGUGCAGCCGAGCUGUGGAGAAUGUACGAGCAAUUGGAAAAGCGGCUGGACGCCCAAAACCCCUACCGCCAGGCGGUCUUCAGUGAGGUAACACCUUUCUCCAGAAGGAUAAUGUCUUGUCCUCUCCCAGACAAUUUCAAGACUCCCCAGAUCAAAGCAUACAAUGGGACGACCGACCCCCAGGAUCACCUUGCUCGCUUCGGGGCAAACGUGGUCAUGUAUGCGUACCCAGAAGAAAUCAAGUGUCGGUGCUUCCUGGCGGCACUGGAAGGGCAGGCUUGUGAGUGGUUCCACAAGUUACCCAAGGAAUCGAUAGAUAAGUGGAGCGACCUGGCCCACAAGUUCUUCGAGCAUUUCGCAUCCAGCCGGAGACAAAAGCUCCCCUUCUCGCACUUGCUCAAUGUGAAGAUUCGGAAGGGAGAGCAGCUCCGGGAAUUCAUUAAUAGGUGGGAGAAGGAGGCUAGGGAUGUCCAAGGGGCGGACGACCAAGCCCUGAUCGCCAUGCUCCAAGCUGCACUCCUCCAAGGGGAUGUGCGCAAGGAACUGCGACGGAAUCCUCUCUCGACCUAUCAGGAGAUGUUUGCCAGAGCGAAGUACCUGACGUUGGAAGAAGAAGAUGAUGAGCCACCAGUCCAGAAGGAGAAGAAAAGCGGGCCACCGGUGGCAGAAGGAAAGAAGAGGAAGGACCACGGUAAGGAGCCGAAUUCCACCGGGGGGCCGCCUCCUCGGUCGGAGCGACCGUCCUCAAGUAACCGGACCUGGAGGAGACCGCCAGCCCCCACAGCAGCGAUCACAGCAGGAGAUGGGCAGGAGGAUGGACGACGGCAUCUAGGAAGAGAUUGUGACGAUUUGGAUGAGGAAGAAAGGCAAGGUCGCCGACACCUAGGGUGUCGGUUCAUCAUGGGAGGAAACACUGGAGGAGAUUCGGUAUCCUCCCAGAAGAAGUGGAAGAACAUGGUGUACCUAGCCGAGGUACAAAGGCCGCCGCUGCCUAAGCGGAAAAAGAAGGAACCUCUGAUCUUUACAGACGAGGAUUAUCCACCAGUCCUCAGCCCACAUAGAGACGCACUGGUGAUAAAGGUGGAGAUCAAUAAUGUGGUCGUCCACCGUACCUUGGUUGAUACUGGCAGCUCGGUCAACAUUAUGUACCGCAACACCUUUAAAGAGUUGGGGUUGUCUCGGAGCGACCUGAAGCCAAUCCAUACGCCCCUGUCGGGGUUCACAGGAGAUACUAUCGAAGCUGAAGGAACUAUCACGGUGAAGGCCGGGGUAGGAGAUGGCACCUACCGACUUUGGAUCGACAUGGAAUUCAUGGUAGUGCAGCUCGACUGUGCACACCAUUUGAUUCUAGGGCGACCAGGGUUGGAAGACCUGGAGUGCGUAAUCUCCCCCGUCCACUUGUGCUUGAAGUUCAACACCCCCACAGGGGUGAGAGUGGCGAGUGGGAACCAAAGUUUGUCUCGAUCAUGUUAUGUCAGGGCGACCAAAAACCAAGCACGGGUCGACGAGAAUGUGAGCACGAUCUGUGCCGCAAUCCAGAAGGAAGAGGGGCGACCUCGAGCUGAGCCGGCGGAAGAAGUUGAAGAAUUUUCUUUGGACCCGAUCAAGCCAGAGCGGAAGGUGAAGGUAGGUAAAACCCUACCGCUUAGAUUAAAGGAGCAGUUAUUGGAGGUCCUCCAGACGUUCAAGGUGUUAUUCGCGUGGGGUCCAGAGGACAUGCCGGGGGUCGACCCAAAAAUCAUCUGCCAUAGAUUGGCAGUAGACCCGACCCACAGGCCGGUCAAGCAGAAGAAACAUUUCCUCUCUUCAGAACGAAGAGAGUUUGUCACCAAGCAUGUGACAACCCUACAAUCCAUUGGGCACAUCCGAGAAGUCCGCUACCCGGAAUGCCCAAAUGCCCCGUCACGGGUCAGUAAGUGGGGGGUGUUCCUGGGAUCUUUUCAGAUAGAGUUUAAGCCACGACCGGCGAUAAAGGGGCAUGCAUUAGCAGAUUUCGUAGUAGAAUGCACUGCGAGAGAGGUAGAGUCCAGUGGAGAAGAACUCGAAGGGAAUUGGUGGACUGUGUACACUGAUAGCUCAUCCGCGACUGAUGCUUCGGGGGGAGGUGUCGUGGCGAUAUCACCGGAAGGGUUCAAGGAAUACUACUCCGUGAGAUUCCGGUUUAAAGUCUCGAACAAUGAGGCUGAGUAUGAGGCACUGCUUUGCGGUUUGAGGUUGGCAGCUUCAUUAAAAGCUGAGCGAAUCCAAGUCCGAUGCGAUUCCAAACUAAUAGUAGGCCAUGUCACCAGAGAGUUUGAGGCCAAGGAUGAGCGGAUGAAGAAGUAUAGAGACACCGCCCUGGAAUUGCUUAAAGCGUUUGGAGCGUACCGGAUAGAGCAGGAAGAAGAACUGCUCGAGCCAAGCAUCAGUCCCGGAAAAGUGCUGAUCAUCACACUCAAAGAGGAGCCGGAUUGGAUUGAUGAGAUUACCAUGUACAUCCUUGAUGGGUCGCUACCUACCGACCCAAUCGCAGCAAAGGUGAUAAAGCAACGUGCACCCAGCUACACGCUGGAGUGCGGUCGGCUGUACAAACGAUCGUACAAUGGUACAUUGUUGAGGUGCUUAAGAGCGGGCGAGGCACAGAAGUUAAUGGAGGAAAUCCAUGAAGGGAUAUGCUCAGCACAUCAGGGAGCCUUCACGAUGUCCAGGAAGGUAACCCUACAAGGAUAUUUUUGGCCGACGAUUAUCAGAGAUUGCGCAGAGUACGUGCGCAAAUGCAAGGUUUGCCAGGAAUUCCAAAGGGUGCCUAGGCGACCGGUGACAAAUUACACCCCGAUCAGCACGGCGAUUCCCUUUGCCCGGUGGGGCAUUGAUCUGGUUGGCAUUUUUCCUCGGGGGACAGGGAACAACACGUACCUGGUGGUCGCGAUCGACUACUUUACCAAGUUGGUCGAGGCCGCCCCCGUGCCGACCAUCACUGAAGAACAGAUGAGGAAGUUCGUGUCCAAGCAAAUCUUGUGCCGAUUUGGGGUGCCCCAGCAGAUCAUCACCGACAAUGGAACCCAAUUCGAGGCCAGAGGGUUCAAUGAGUUUCUACAGAGCUGGGGCAUAAAACACAGCUAUGCAGCGGUCGGGUACCCCCAAACCAAUGGGCAGGUCGAGAACACUAAUCGUACCAUCGUGGACGCAAGGGCUCCAGCAGAGACCUCGUUGCUGAGUUAUAGAGUGGAGACGUUUGACGCCCAGGAGAAUGAAGAAAACUUGAGGGCAGAGCUGCACCUCAUUGGCGAGCGAAGGGAAAGGGAAUACAUACGGGCAGAAAACUACCGCCGGCAGGUCAAGUCAUAUCACGACCAGCGGGUGCGACCAAGGCCGUUCAAGGUGGGCGACUGGGUCCUUCGGAAAAGGGAGGUCAGUCGGCCGACCGAUGGAGGGAAGUUUGCUAAAAGCUUCAAAGGGCCAUAUAUCAUAAAGGAGGUGUUGGCUGAUGGGACAUUUAGAUUGCAGACACCAGCCGGAGGCGACGUUCCGCGAGUAUGGAAUGCCGCCAACCUUAUUAAAUUUUAUCAAUAGAUUGUAUUCCAGCCAUAUUUCUCUCUUGAAGUUUAAUAAAACCAGCAUUCUGGCAUAUCUUGUCUUCAAUUCUCAAAAAAAAAGGGAGCGACCAAAAGAGAUCGCUAAGAUACCCAACAGUGGGUGAAGUGUCGAGCCCUGUCAAGCGACCAAGAUUGAGGGCUGUCAAGUGACGCGACUAACCAGAGGGCGACGCCGUGGCAAGAAAGCCUGAGAAAACGG
Molecule: messenger RNA, 4852 nt
Organism: Cuscuta campestris
Lineage: Eukaryota; Viridiplantae; Streptophyta; Magnoliopsida; Solanales; Convolvulaceae
Source: the annotation of a GenBank genome assembly